Messenger RNA from Carassius auratus (goldfish), 3641 nucleotides. Its product is annotated as solute carrier organic anion transporter family member 1C1-like. Gene Ontology annotation, molecular function: protein binding. Lineage: Eukaryota; Metazoa; Chordata; Actinopteri; Cypriniformes; Cyprinidae. The coding region runs from base 688 to 2772 and encodes 694 amino acids. Gene Ontology annotation, biological process: sodium-independent organic anion transport; transmembrane transport. The record is from RefSeq and is a predicted model, not a curated record. The transcript has 15 exons. Gene Ontology annotation, cellular component: basolateral plasma membrane.
UACACAGUUUGUGUUUUUCAGCAUGACUUUAAUGUAAAUUAUGACCAAGUUUUUUCAUAUAUAACUUUCAUUCACAGACAACAUGAAAUCACAUAAGGCUAAACAUAGCUUAGUGUCACAGCAUGUAUUUUAUGAAUUCGCAAUGAAUCAUAUAGUGUUUGUCAGACAUGUAUUAUUGUAAGUUAUGAUAAAGUGCGACCAUUGUACUGGAACAGUGAUGAAACGCUCCGCGCGCAUUUCACGCGUCUGGUGUGAUGCGCGCUCAUCACGUGCUUCAGCUCGAGCCAUCCAGCCGCUUCGAGCAGAACAAACUAUCUCACCUCUCAGGAAAAACCUUCAAGAUUGACGUCAAAAAGAUUAAGCUAUUCGGACACAUCGAGCUGAACGCGGAGGAAUCGGAUGUGAGUGGAAGUGUUGGGAAACCUCCAGGUCAGGACCAAGUGCCUUUCCUCGUCUCCGGCAGCCCGUGGGAAGUUUCUUUCCAUGAAAAACCCAUCUGACACACAUGAUCUGCUCCAUACGCACUCAUUCUGGACCAGCGGGGACACUUCCAUAUCCAUAGAUUGUAUAACAACCAACAUAAGACGAGACUGGAUUGUAUAUUCCCUAUACGAACUGUGAGAUUUGGGGUGCAUGCAUAAAUACCAAGAAGCUGCAUUAGAGAGUCAUUGACCAAAGAGAACGAAAAUGGACCCGCCGAAUAAGGAGAUACGGUCACCGGAGAACGGCCCCAGCUCGGCUCGGCCCUGUUGCUCAAGCCUCAAGAUGUUCCUUGUGGCCUUGUCCUUUGCCUACUUCGCCAAGGCAUUAUCUGGGAGCUAUAUGAAAAGCACAAUAACUCAGCUGGAAAGACGCUUCGACAUCCCCAGUUACUUAAUAGGUGUCAUUGAUGGCAGCUUUGAAAUAGGUAACUUGUUAGUGAUCGCCUUCGUGAGUUACUUUGGUGCCAAACUUCACCGUCCGAAGAUCAUCGCCAUCGGCUGCCUGUUGAUGUCACUUGGGACUUUUUUAAUUGCCUUGCCGCAUUUUAUAAUCGGACGCUACAAGUUUGAAACAUCGAUUCGAUCAUCAGUGAACUCCACCAGUAACCUCUCUCCAUGUCCAGUGAGGUCAAGCGUCCCGGCCGUGGGUCCCAGCGCUUCUUCAGCGCCGAGCUCAGGUUGCGAACACGAGUCCGUGUUAUCCAUGUGGAUCUAUGUUUUCCUUGGGAAUAUCUUGCGAGGAAUCGGUGAGACCCCAGUGCAACCUUUGGGAAUCUCCUACAUCGAUGAUUACGCUCUGGAGGAGAACGCAGCCUUCUACAUCGGAUGCGUCCAGACGAUAUCAGUCAUCGGUCCGGUGUUCGGCUACCUGCUGGGGUCCGUCUGUGCCAAGAUAUACGUGGACAUUGGAUUUGUCAACAUGGAGAGCAUUAGCAUCACCCCGGGAGAUGCACGCUGGGUGGGCGCAUGGUGGCUGGGAUACCUUAUUGCAGGAUUCAUCACCCUGCUCUCGGCGGCGCCGUUUUGGUUCUUGCCCAAGUCUUUGCCCCUGCCAGAGAAACGGCUUGCCAAAUAUUCUCCAGAGCGGACCCAAUUCAUCAAAGACUCGCCCCUGCUGGAGCACAAGUACCACGCAGACCAGCCAGCCAACUUCCUAGAAAUGGCCAAAGACUUUUUGCCAACGCUCAGAUCCCUUUUGGGGAACCCAGUCUACUUCUUGUAUCUGUGCAUCACCAUCAUCCAGUUCAACUCUUUGAUCGGUAUGGUGACGUACAAGCCGAAAUACAUCGAGCAACAUUACGGACAGUCAGCGUCCAAAGCCAACUUCUUAAUGGGAGCGAUCAACAUCCCAGCCGUAGCUUUGGGAAUGUUCUCCGGGGGAGUGAUCAUGAAGAAGUUCAAGCUGAGCAUCAUGGGAGCAGCCAAGUUUGCGCUGGGAACGUCUCUCCUGGGCUACUUCCUGUCGCUUUUCUUCUUCGCCAUGGGAUGUGAGAAUGCCAGCGUGGCCGGCAUCACCAGGUCAUACACUGGGGAGGAAAGUCUGUACAAAGUGGACAGUUCUCUCUUAGCGUCCUGCAACACAGACUGUCAGUGUCCCGAAACAAACUGGGACCCCGUGUGCGGUGAGAACGGCCUCACCUACGUCUCCCCCUGCCUGGCUGGAUGCCGGACGUCCCACGGCUCUGGACUGGACACGGUGUUCGAGCAGUGCAGCUGUGUAGCAGUCGGGAAUCAUACGGCCAGUGCAGGCCAGUGCAACAACAGAGACAGCUGCCAUCGAGUCUUCCCCUACUUCCUGGCUCUGUCUGUCAUCACUUCCUUUAUCAUCUCGCUGGGAGGAACACCAGGAUACAUGCUGCUCAUCAGGUGCAUCAGACCUCAGCUGAAGUCUUUAGCUUUGGGUUUUCACACACUGACGACACGCACUCUAGCUGGAAUCCCAGCUCCUAUAUACUUCGGAGCCAUCAUAGACACCACCUGUCUGAAAUGGGGUCAGAAGAAAUGUGGAGGGAGAGGAGCCUGUCGAAUCUACAACACCACUGCCUACAGGAUAGCAUAUCUGGGCCUGACGCUGGGUUUACGGACCGCUUCCUUCUUGCUGUGCAUCCUGGGACUGGUGGUGUUACGACGGCACGUUCGGAGGCAAGAGCACAUGACGCUCACAAACGGAGGCACAGGGGCCACGGCCGGCGAACUGCAGGCCCUCAGGAAAGAAGAAAACAACAGCUGUAACUCGGAUCAAUGCCCGCGGACUGCAGAUUACGACCCGGAACGGGAGACGCGUUUGUGACGUUUGUGCACAUGCAUGCACGCCUGCACAGGGAGCAACAGGGCCGUGAUGUCUCACCUUCAAUCGGACUCAUGUAAAUGAUGUCAAAUAAGUUGUUUUUGAUAAAGUAGAAGUAUUUCUUGAAUGUACAUGAUGUUUUGGGGAACAAAAGAAGAAGAAGAAUGUCUUUCAAACUCCCUAACUUGUUGGGAUUUAACGUAAAGAUGCUUUUAGAAGCAUCUGACGCCCUAAAUAGAGGCAAUUAAGCAUUGGAUUUCCUUUCAUUUCAGCCAUCGUCGUGCACAGGCCCUAUAAGAUUACCAUGAUUAUACCUCGUGGGUUCAUGAUCACGUCUGUUGCAUCUCUCUCUUCUGUCAUACACACAGAUAGAUGCCUGAAACAGUUGACCACGACACUGUGCUUAAUAUAAUUAGGCCUUGUUAAGCAGGGUAUAGGUUGACUAAGCUGUUGGAAAUCUCGAAUUUGCGUCACUGUUGUGCUUUUCAGUGUCACCUUCUAUUUAAGGAACCGUGCAAACAGGUGUGUGAUGCCGUGGUAUGCAAGUCAUCAUCUUCAUGAUCGAUGUUGUGCGAUGUCCUUGUGUGUGUGUGUGUGUUGUUACGUGUGAACGGGUGCAUUCCUGUGCCAAAAAAACAAAACACAAAAAGUGCAAGAAAGCAAAGUCAACAUGGUCUAUUCUCAGGUCGUUCAAACAAUUGUUCCUCAGAUUCGCAAAUAAUGUUCUUUUAUAUAUUUGUAUAUAAUGAACUGAAGUUCACCAGUUAAAUAAGCAUUUUUCUUUGUGACUUGUAAAGCAGAUAAGAUGAGUGGCAUUUAUUACUUGCUUUAACGUUAGGCAGUAUAUAAUUUUAUUUGCUGAUAUGUUUUUU